AUGGUCGCUCGUAUGCGUGCGUGGUGGACCGACACGCCCGCCAAGCUUCAUCUCGACAACUGCAACACCAUACAGCGAAUGAUAGUCGCGCCGCACAUCCCUCAUGCCACUCUCCUACGGACUGCCUUUGGCAACAUCUGCUCUCUGAUCGUGGAACACAAACUUACCGACGAGGACCUUCUUCGCCGGUUACACCGUCAACGCCACUUUCCGAUGCUACAGAGACUUGUCCUCUCUACCCCUGAUCCGGAGGCGUGGGGGCCACUGCCAUUCAUUUUCGACCCUAUAUUCACGACGGGUCUCCCCGUCAUCGAAGCGCCGGAGUUGACCGAUUUGCACUUGUGCACCCUCAUCGUCCACCUUCCGGAUACGUCCAAGCUCAGCAAACUGCAUUUAAGCAGCAGGAGUCGACGUAGAGAUCACCGUCCCCGUCCCCGAACGUGGAACAAAUGGCCGGCUGCCCUUGUGCACGAUCUGAUCGUGCGGAACAGCUCAUUGACGAUACUGUAUUUGAUCGAGGCCCUUCGCCACGAGACGUUGGACGAUUAUUUCACCCAGAUCGACCUACCCUCCCUCCGAGAGCUGGUGGUCUGUUGUCCGAACGAGAGGGAAUGCACUUGGGUCCUCGACUACAUUUCGUUUCCACCGGAAGCGUAUAUCGCCUUCCAUAUUGGUCACCGGGCGACCGCAGAGUUCGACGACGAGCAGUUCUAUUUCAGUUUAGGACUUGAACUUCGGCGACGCGCUUUCACUUCCAUCACAGCGGUGGCUUCAUUCAACCUGAGCGGCGUUCUCCUCAGUCCCGACGCGCGUAUCGCUUCAGAUCUCCCUGCGUAUGACGAAACGGAGGCACUGCUUCAUACCAGUGAGAUAGCCCACGCUAAGUAUCAUGCCGUACCUGGCGCGGUAGACGUCUUUAUCUCGUAUUCGUCAUCCCAUGUACCUGUCACUACGUGGGAAGAGAUCUACCACAAUAUGUCACCAUAUAUCUCGGAAGAUGACAUCAGGAUCAACACGGAAAACUCGCAACUCCUAGAUAACACCCUGUCUCUGGCCGCCGAAUUCCACAUAUUCAUCGAGGAGUUGCGCUUAUGGAGUCUGGGCACCGAAGGUUGCAUAUGGGAGAGCUUGGUGAGGGGUUUGACGGGAUGGUCACUUGGUAGUGACGAAGGGGGCGACGAACCCAUCGCGAACGACAUCGUUGAACUACUGCUCGCGAUGUAUCCGGACACAACCUGCAUCUACGAUUGCAGGACUGGUAACGGAUGGGAAGCUGAAUCGACGACCGAACUUGUGGAGGGUUUAUACGGACUGCGUCGGAUGGUUGUAUAG
This is a messenger RNA of Peniophora sp. CBMAI 1063, 1332 nucleotides long. Lineage: Eukaryota; Fungi; Basidiomycota; Agaricomycetes; Russulales; Peniophoraceae. The record is from the annotation of a GenBank genome assembly.